Messenger RNA from Oreochromis niloticus (Nile tilapia), 1772 nucleotides. Its product is annotated as acyl-coenzyme A thioesterase 1-like. The coding region runs from base 184 to 1440 and encodes 418 amino acids. Gene Ontology annotation, molecular function: fatty acyl-CoA hydrolase activity. The record is from RefSeq and is a predicted model, not a curated record. Lineage: Eukaryota; Metazoa; Chordata; Actinopteri; Cichliformes; Cichlidae. The transcript is spliced from 4 exons. Gene Ontology annotation, biological process: acyl-CoA metabolic process; fatty acid metabolic process.
UAGAGGUUCAAAAUUCUUUAGCUCCAGUUUUUGACACAGCUCUUUCCUUUGUUGAUUUUUGACUUUUUCAUUUUUUGCAUUUCUGUGGAUCAUCUUCUGGACUUUUGCCUCUUUUUCCAGGACUCCACAGUUCUCUAUCGCUUAUUUUCAGUCAGCUUCUGUUAACACUUCUGUUCUUAAAAGAUGUCUUCCCAAGUCAGACUGAGGCUGCUGCCAAGAGCAAGGUGUCUGUUUGACGAACCCAUUAAGGUGAAGGUGGAAGGGUUGAGGUCCAGACAGGUGGUCACCAUGAGAGCCAGAUUAACUGACGAUAAGGGAGUGGUGUUCAGCUCCUCGGCUACCUACAGAGCUGAUGGCAGUGGGGAGGUCGACCUGAACAGAGAUCCCUCACUUGGUGGGACAUACGUUGGAGUAGAACCUAUGGGUCUCCUGUGGUCCAUGAGGGCACAAAAGUCUCACAAAAAGUUUCAAAAGGCAACAUCUCUGAAGCCUCAGUUGGUGAAUUUUUCUGUGCAUGAGGGGGAAGGCAGGAUACUGGCAGAAGAGACAAAUGAGAGGAUUCUGAUUGGGGAUGGUGUCAGUCGGGUCCCUGUCCAAGAGGGGAACAUUAGUGGAGUCCUGUUCACUCCUCCAGGAGGUGGUCUGUUUCCUGCUGUCUUGGAUAUAUUGACCUUUAAAUCUGAGACAAGAGCCAGUCUACUGGCCAACAAAGGCUUUGUGGUCCUCGCUAUAAGUCUAGUCGAAGGCAAAUUUGAAAGUUUUGAACAUUAUCCACGGUUUCAUCUCGACCACUUUAAAGAAGCAAUAGAUUUCUUAAAACAGCAACCUAAGGUGGACAGUAAAGGAGUUGGCAUAAUAGCAAAAUCAAAGGGAGCAGACAUUGCACUCUCCCUUGCUACCUUUGUGCCAGGUAUCAAGGCCGCAGUAAGCAUCAAUGGCUGCAGUGCCAAUGUGGGCAUUCCUCUCUAUUACAAGAAACAGCAGAUUCUCUCACCAUUACAGUACGACUUCAGUAAGUUGAUUACAAGUGAGUCAGGUACCAAUAUUGUAAAGUACAUUUUUGAAGACCCCCUGGCAGAGAAGAACAAGGGCAGCCUGAUCCCUAUUGAACAAGCAAAGACUCAUUUGCUCCUUGCAGCUGGAGAGGAUGACCACAACUUUGACAGCAAGAGAUACAUGGACCAGAUGGUGGAGAGACUGAAGCGUCAUGGAAAGGAGAACUUUGAGAGUGUGUCUUACCCUGGGGCUGGACACUUGCUGCAGCCACCUUAUAAACCCUUCUGCCCUUCUUGUGCACAUGGACUUUUUCCCUUUAUAGGCUCAUGGGGAGGUGAACCCAAGGCACACGCAGCAGCUGAGGUCCACCUGUGGAAGAAGAUCCAGGAGUUCUUCAGAACUCACUUGAGUUGUGAUGCGGCACAGACUAAAGCCAAGUUAUAACUUCAGGAUGAUUAAAAAGCUUGAGUUGCAGAAAAAAUAAAUCAUAUUAUUAAAUAUUCAGCAGCUCUUACUGUUGUUUCGGUCCUCAGACACAGGAAACAGGCACUCCUUAGCUGCUGCAACCACCCACUCCUGCAGCUUCACCAUUAUUAAGUACACAGAGAGGAAAAAGGAUCAUUAGGCUUAGGGCUGGGCAAUAUGGCCUAAAAUCCGUAUCACGGUAUAAUCUGAAGCAUGUGCGGUAACGAUAUAUAUCGCAAUAUAUUCUUUUCCUCUGUAUAACGUAUUUUCCGCACUAUAAGGCACACUUAAAAUCCUUUAAUUUUCUCAAA